CGCGGAUUUCCUAAAGCAAUUAACUCUACCUACCACGCAAUUUCCCGUGCCACGCAGUAAAGUGCUCCUGGUGGACCAAGUGCGCGCCCAACUGUCCCUGGUGAAGAACUUAGCCGACAUGGCGUGUUCCAUGCUGGGCCCGAGCCUGCUGUACGCCUACACCUACAGCGUGGUCCUGCUCUGCGGCUACGCCUACUACGCCACCGCAGCCGAGUUCCCGUUCCGCGUCAGGCUGUUCUUCUUCUUCUCCUUUGUCCUCCACUGGCUCAGCAUCUUGGUGCCACCAGUCGAGGCGCACCGCAUGAAGAUUGCCGUGACCGAGCUUCGGAGCGUUGUGCAGUGUGUGCCAAUGGCGGACCACUCUGACGACCUCUUAGUACAGCUCCGUAUGAUGCUCUAUGCCAUCAAGCCCGAUGACCUCAAGUUCACAGGUUGUGGUUUCUUUGCUGUUGACCUGUCGACAUUCGCAGGAAUCACCGGAGCAGUCAUCACGUACACAGUUGUCUUGGCCCAGACAAGUGAGAGCUACCUGCGAGACGCUCUUGUACAUUCCUCUAACAUCACGGUUUCCUAAGAAGUGCACUGCGUUUACUGUCGUUUCUGCACCAUUAAGCAAGUCUAUUGCAGUCUGCUUGAAUGUCAAGACAAAUAAAUAAAACAUAAACUGAGGAUACCACAAUUCAUUUGUAUUUUUACAGUUUUUGAGGACAGGCAAUGCCAAUGCGCAACUGAUCAAACGAUCAUGAGGUAAAAUAAAGAUUUAUGCAAACGCAAAGCCUCGUGAAUUUCUUCAUUAGUCAAAAACUAGCAAAUAAGUUGCGUAAAUCUUCGAGGAGCAGGAACUUCCAUGAAAGGAAGAAUUUUCUAUUUCGUGACACUUCCUCCACCAAGCCGUUUACCACAGAACUAAUUUGUCAUAUUCACGGUUCUUGCAUUUCAAAUAAUUCUGUCUCCCACUGCGAUCUGUUAUCCCUUAAGUUAGUUCAGAUAGUAAGGAGACGCCAUGAAGAGACAUUGGUCCCGUGUUCCAAUCU
Dermacentor silvarum is the source of this 1034-nucleotide messenger RNA. RefSeq lists its product as uncharacterized. The record is from RefSeq and is a predicted model, not a curated record. Gene Ontology annotation, biological process: sensory perception of taste. Gene Ontology annotation, cellular component: membrane. The transcript is spliced from 4 exons. Lineage: Eukaryota; Metazoa; Arthropoda; Arachnida; Ixodida; Ixodidae. The coding region runs from base 119 to 574 and encodes 151 amino acids.